GACUUCGAGGGUGCUACCUUCGAAUUUCCAUCAAGCUCGUUUAGCGCGGGCGCGUUUAAUUUUAUGGCUGGCUGGGGCGACCUGGGCAGUAUGCCCACAGAAACCAAUACCCAACUGCUACCAGGGCUCACGCGCACGGGCGACAUCUCGACGUGGGACUUCGAGUCUUUCCUCACGACCCCAGGACCCGCUCUCUCCACCAUUCCCAAGGAGGCACCUGCCAAUGUCACGCCAUUUGCAUCGUCCCCACGCCUUCCCCUUUGG
This is a messenger RNA of Schizophyllum commune H4-8, 264 nucleotides long. RefSeq lists its product as uncharacterized. The transcript has 2 exons. The record is from RefSeq and is a predicted model, not a curated record. The annotation marks the transcript as partial. NCBI's taxonomy places the organism in Eukaryota, Fungi, Basidiomycota, Agaricomycetes, Agaricales, Schizophyllaceae.